Messenger RNA from Eruca vesicaria subsp. sativa (arugula), 1897 nucleotides. The record is from the annotation of a GenBank genome assembly. NCBI's taxonomy places the organism in Eukaryota, Viridiplantae, Streptophyta, Magnoliopsida, Brassicales, Brassicaceae.
AUGAAGGGUGAUCAUGUCUCCGUCGCACGCUCCGACAAUAUGAAAUCUCCGCUCUUACCGGUCGUCCAUAAUGACGAGCCGUCACAAAACAAAACGGUGAGACAACAUCUCCGGACAGUAUUCGCGCCUAAUAAUUGUUACAUCGUUCUUGGUCCUCUUCUUUGCGCCGUCGUGUGUCUAUGCGCACGGCUCGGCGAAAAUGAUACGACGAAGGCGAGGAACAUGCUAGGCGUUCUUGUCUGGAUAUUCGCUUGGUGGUUGACAGAGGCUGUUCCUAUGCCCAUCACCUCCAUGUCGCCGCUUUUCUUAUUUCCUCUCUUCGGAAUCACGGCGGCGGAUGACGUGGCAAGUUCUUACAUGGACGACGUCAUCGCCCUUGUCCUCGGCAGCUUUAUCCUUGCUCUCGCCGUCGAACACUACAAUAUCCAUCGUCGUCUCGCCCUUAACAUUACUAUGGUGUUCUGCGUGGAGCCUCUAAACGCGCCACUGCUACUUCUUGGCAUCUGCGCAACGACGGCGUUCGUGAGUAUGUGGAUGCACAACGUGGCUGCCACUGUCAUGAUGAUGCCAGUCGCUACAGGGAUACUUCAAAGACUGCCCUCAUCAUCAGAAAUGGUGCCACCAGCGGUGGGGAAGUUUUGCAAGGCGGUGGUGCUCGGUGUGAUAUACUCUGCGUCAAUUGGUGGAAUGAGCACAUUGACAGGAACAGGUGUGAAUCUGAUACUUGUCGGAAUGUGGAAAAGCUAUUUUCCUGAGGCUAAUGCAAUCAGUUUCAGCCAAUGGUUCUUCUUCGGGUUCCCUCUGGCUUUGUGCAUAUUCUUGGUGCUUUGGGGUAUUCUAUGUGUGUUGUAUUGUCCUAAAGGAUCAGGGAAAGCUCUCUCUCCUUAUCUUCAUAAAUCUCAUCUUCGUAGAGAGCUUGAGAUGUUAGGACCAAUGAGUUUCGCUGAAAAGAUGGUCUUGUCUGUGUUUGGUGGGUUGGUUGUGUUGUGGAUGACAAGAAAUAUAACCCAAGAUAUCCCUGGCUGGGGUAGCCUCUUUGACGGCCAGGCCGGGGAUGGAACGGUUAGUGUGAUGAUGGCUACAUUGCUUUUCAUAAUCCCAAACAAAAUUAAAAAAGGAGAGAAGCUAAUGGAUUGGGGUAAAUGCAAGAAACUCCCAUGGAACAUAGUGUUGUUACUAGGAGCUGGGUUCGCUAUAGCUGAUGGAGUACGCUCCAGUGGAUUAGCUCAAGUCUUAUCCAAAGGUCUGGUGUUUCUUGAAACAGCUCCUUAUUGGGCCAUUGCUCCAACCGUUUGCCUCAUAUCUGCUACCAUCACUGAGUUCACCUCAAACAACGCAACAACUACAUUGUUGGUUCCUUUACUCAUUGAGAUUGCAAAGACAAUGGGUGUCCAUCCUCUGCUCUUGAUGGUCCCUGGUGCCAUAGGAGCUCAGUUUGCUUUCUUGCUGCCCACGGGAACACCGUCUAAUGUCGUUGGGUUCACAACAGGGCAUAUUGAGAUUAAAGACAUGAUUAAGACAGGCUUGCCUCUCAAGAUCGCAGGAACCGCCUUUCUCUCUGUCUUGAUGCCAACCCUUGGGGCUUACGUUUUUGGAACAAAAGGAUGAGUUUAUUCGUGGGCUGAAGCACAAGACCAAAGACACCAUUGAUUCAUUGUAUUAUAUUCUUACAAGGGGGUGCAUCAUAUAUUUUAUAUGUCAUGUCACACCGGGAUAUGUAGAUGUGGUCAACAAACGGCCCAUUUUUGUAACCUGCUCGAUUAUAGUUUCCGGUACGAUUGUUUUCUUUUGUGCUUACAACGUACCGGUAAGUCUGGUCCUAUUUUUCUUGUGUAUAUAUUGAGAACAGUUAUUUAAAUAUUACUAUGUGUAUUGCGAAAAGACUCGUAAGAGUAUC